Chelmon rostratus (copperband butterflyfish) is the source of this 5194-nucleotide messenger RNA. RefSeq names its product rho GTPase-activating protein 40. Gene Ontology annotation, cellular component: cytoplasm. Gene Ontology annotation, molecular function: GTPase activator activity. NCBI's taxonomy places the organism in Eukaryota, Metazoa, Chordata, Actinopteri, Chaetodontiformes, Chaetodontidae. The transcript is spliced from 15 exons. The record is from RefSeq and is a predicted model, not a curated record. Gene Ontology annotation, biological process: signal transduction; regulation of actin filament polymerization; regulation of small GTPase mediated signal transduction. The coding region runs from base 178 to 2244 and encodes 688 amino acids.
UCACAAACACGCAGCCACACACCUCCAAGCCUCCAACCUCACGUCCUGUCACUGCACAGAGAAACUGGAGCUGCGGACAGAUUUACGUCGCACUCACAUGGUGUCCAACCACAAGGACUGGAUAAAGCUAGGUUUUGUGCUGGACUGUUAUUCCUCGAUUCCUUUAGUACUGUGGAUAUGGGAGGCAGAGAGGAGGUAGUUGUGAGCAGGUUCGAGUCCACCAUGCAGUUUUCACGCACCAGGUUGAACCGUUUCAGGAUCCGUCCUACCCAAAGCCCAGCGAGGAGCAAGCGCGUGAAGCCAUCUUCCCGCAAGAAAACAGCCAGAAAUCCCAGCCCCACCGAGAUGAGCGUGGAGCCCUGGGCCAGCCCGCAGGACCAGGCAGCCGCUGAGCACGCACACAGCACGCACACGCCAUCCUCCCAGGAUCAGGAGCAGCACCCCGACAAACUCUGCCUGGACUCGUUCUGGAGUGAGGUGGAGACCAUCAGACAGGGGAGUGGCUACACAGACCUCGACUGCACCAGGAGAGACUCCAGACAGUCAGAAGAGGGCGAACAGGAAGAGCAGUGGUUGGCUGAUGCUGGUUUGUCGAACCUCAUCAGUGAGGACAGCGAGGAUGUAGACAACGCGGUGCUGCUGUCCACUCUGACCCGGACCCAGGCCGAGGCCGUCCAGCGUCGGUUAGAUUCCUACACGCUGUCCCUCCGCAAGAGGAAUAAACCAGCACCGCGUGACGUCCGUGACGUCUUCAACUCCCCCAUCACUCAGAACCUUCUGCCUGAGUCCCAGCAUAGUGAAGACCUUGCCCACAACAGCAUGGCAUCGGUUGCCAAGACACCGCUAUCAGCUGUGACGCCAGAGCAUCAGCGAGGUGCUCCAAAAGAGGAAUUCUUCAUCACCGACGUGGCUUACUGCGAACAGGCUGUCAUCUUCCUCAAACAGGCCAAACUUCAGCAAAACAACAGCCAGCGCAGGAAAGAGGAUGGCACCCUGCCUCGGGUGAUCUGCCCCAAGUGCCGUCUAGGAGUGACUCGUAUUCAGGAUCUGUCCCACACUGACAUGAAGAAGGUGCGUCAGUUGGCUCUCAUCGACAUGACGGCGCUGUGCGACCUCUUAGAGCUGGAGGUCAAAAGACACAAAACCAGCAAGAGGAAAAUCCCAGAGAGCACGCUGUUUGGGGUGCCGCUGGCCACGCUGCUGGAGAACGAUCAGAAAAUCAAGUCCAACACCUCAACUCCUCUCUUCAUGCAGGCCUUGUUGUCAUUUUUGGAGAAGAAAGGAGUCGAUUCGGAGGGGAUCCUGCGGGUUCCAGGAUCUCAGUCCAGAAUCAAGCUGCUGCAGCAGAACUUAGAGACCAACUUCUACUCAGGGCAGGUCAGCUGGGAUGAGGUGAGUCCAAACGACGCUGCCGCGCUGCUCAAGAAGUUCAUCCGGGAACUGCCCGCUCCUCUGCUCACCGCCGAGUACCUCAACACCUUCAGCGCCGUCAGAGACAUUACAGAGCUGAAGCAGAAACUCCACAUGUUGAACCUGCUCAUCCUGCUGCUGCCUGAGCCCAACAGGAACACACUGAAGGCUCUCCUUGAGUUCCUCAGUAAGGUGGUUUCCAAGGAGAAGAGGAACAGGAUGAACCUGUGGGCCGUAGCAACCAUCAUGGCUCCCAACCUCUUCCUCCACAAGGCCGUCCCCAGCAGACUGACUGAGGGGGCAGAGAAAGGACACGCAGAGAAAGCAGCUGAUGUUAUGAGGCUCCUCAUCCGCUACCAGGACCUGCUCUGGACGAUCCCCAAUUUCCUCAUGAGCCAGGUGCGUAAGCUGAAUGAGAACAGUAACCGGCGUUACCAGUUCUACGAUCGCCGCAUCAAGAACCUGCUGAGGAAGAUCCACACAGACAGCCGGGAAAAACCUGAUAAAAACACCUCAGAGCUAUGCCGUACGGUAAAGAUCCAGGUCGGGGAUCAGGUGAGCGGCACCAUGGAGUAUCAGCUCAGCAUCAACUCCCGAGCCUCAGACCUGCUCACCCAGUUUCACCGGCAGUCCCUCCGCAGCCCCGAUAAUGGAAAAGGCAAAAUACGAAGAAACGGCUCUGUGGCGUAUCCAGACUGCGCCCUGUACGAAGUGGGAGGGAAUAUUGGUGAGCACUGCCUGGACCCCGACACACACCUUCUGGAUCUGUACAACAGUAACCAUGGAGGAGAGUGGGUCAUCAAGCUGAAACCCAACGCCAGCAGAGGGCUGUGAAGGGUGGACGGACAGAUCGGGGAACAGCUCGCUGAAGAAGGACAAGGGCAGAGCCUAAAAAAACAUCAAGUCCACACAGUCUGCUUUUCUUGUCCUUUUCAUCCUUGGAGCAACGAGGGAGAAGGAGACAGAUGGAGGAAGCAGAAGCAGAUAGAUGGAGAAUCUGCCAGGAGCAGAGCCUACAAACUGUCUGUGAUCAGAUGGACAUACAUUGCCCUCUUUCUCCUUCUCUCUCUCCAUCUUUCUCCCUUCACGCCAUCACUCCUGUCCCGUGUUACCGCAGGGCUGCGACGCUGCAAGCAAAACGCUGCUGACGUGACUCAUUACUUCCGACAGAGAACCUGCUGCAUAGAAAACAGAGGAGAGAGAGCGGCCGGGCAGCUUGGUUCACCAUCUUUUUUUAUGUCCAACCAUGAGCGAGCAGAUGGGGAUGCAGAGCACCUCUGGCUAUAGAGAGUUCCACCCCUUUCUCAGGCCAGGCAGGGUUUUUUCUCUCGUGGCUUUCAUUCAUCGGUCUUAACAAAAAGCUGAAACAUGAUCCAGGAGCUUUCUACCCAUAUUAUUGGUGUCUAAACCUGCACUGGACAAUGAAUUUAAAUUUUCAUACAAGAGAAAACAACAUUUUUUUUGAGACUGAAGGUGCAUUCUUAAUCUUGGAUACACAAACACUCAGCCAGUGAUUGAGCUGUAGAGAUUUUGAUUGCAUAGAUACAGUAGACUCAAAACUAACAAAAGAUUAUUUAGUAUCAAGCUCACAUUUUGCCUGCCUUCAGUGAGUGCGUUCAUGUGCAUCUAAGUAACCAGGGUCCUCAGAGACAAUAGUCAAAUAUUCAGCGAUGGAAACCAACUCAAGAGCAGGCGGACGCAGUGUUAGGAGCUCAAUCCGCUGCUACUCUCCCCGUAUGCAGUCUUGUGUCAGGCUUAAACUCAGUUCCCCGUAUACAUGGCAGAGAAAUCUGGAGGAGAAAUCUACCCGGGGAAUUCAGAUGUGUCUAAUCCCCCUACCCCAGUCACAGGCACCAGGUUUCUCACUUACGUGACGUUAAAUAAAAUCAGCUUCCUGGAGAAAGACGACAGUAACUGAGCCACUUAAUGUAAAGAUCACUGACUCCAUUCAGCUGAGGAUAGGGACAGAAAACUCUAGUAUCAUGUUCUGCUUUUAUUAAUUAAAUGUUGAUGAUUAAAAGCUAACAAUGAGAGAAAACACUGAAAACUGAGUGUUGCCUGGGAUCCUUCUCAUUUGCAUAUUAUCUCCUGCUCGCACCGUCUCUCCAUUGACAGUUUUCCAGCUCUGACAUAUUGAUCACAAAGUGAGCAAAGACUUCUCUGUGUGGACUCCUUCCUUCAUUUGUGCCAUCCAAAGAGGGAAAGAGACCCAGAUGGACUGAUAUCCCCUUAUCUGUGAACCAAUGCGAUCCCCUGGGCCUUAUAAAACUCCAUGGACUUCCAAAGACCCCUGACCUGUUCACAACGGUGUUCAAAGAGACUUUUUUUUUCCUUUUUGAUACCAUGGGAUUUGGUGUCACAACCUCAAGGACAGUUACCGCACCUCUAAAGGGAGUUGUUAAGGACACACAGUGAAGCUGGUCUUCAGUUCUCAUUUUUAAACACGUGAAUGGAGCCGAAAGUGCUGAAGUGACUCUUGGGGUAACCUGAGAUUAUUAUUAUUUAUAUGAAUGUAAUGCCAUUGUUGCUUCUGUAUUUGAUAAGUAUUCUGUAGGCUAGAGAGACUUUAGGAUAAAGUGGAGUGCUGCACUCAGUGUACCAGUAUGUUGUGUUAAGUCACCCAGACUAAGUGUGGGAAUUUGCAGUGUUCUUGUACAUAUUUCUUCAUGCUAAGUUGUUUUUUUGAUGGAUUUGUUUCUUCUAAGCAGUACAGUAAGAUCAGUCUCAUGUGUAAAUAUCGCUCAUCCAUACACUCUGCUGUGAAGAGGCACUGAAGUCACUGCAGUAGGACUGUUUUGUGGUGAUUGUGUGAAGUAUUCCAAACACAUGCAAGCAGCAAACGAAUGUGUUGAGCAUUUUGCGCCGAUCGUCAGAUGUGAAUCACUUACCCCUCGCUUUCGGAGCCAUGUUGGUGCUCCGCGGCCAUUUUGUGGUAAGCGUUUUGCACACUCCACUCAAUAGAUGGAGUAAUGACAGCCGGCCCGGCACCAACAUCCAUCAACACCCUCUGCUCCGUCUCUGUCACCUCCCAAUAAUGGACCAUAAUGGCCGUGUGGUGCAUGCAUCAGAAACACGCAGAGGAAUCACAUUUCUUUGAUAAAGGAGAAGGUAAUAAAUGGCUGUUAUAAAUUCUGCUGCCUGGACCCGACAACAGCAGAGGUGUGUGUGUGUGUUCAUGCAUGUGUGUGAUGAGCUUCAUUACACAAGUCCAAUUGGCCUGUCCCAGGGUCCCAGGCACAGUUCAGUGCCUCGGCACAAAGCGAGCUGAUGAAAACUGCCUUCUGCUGACAAUCAGGAGAACUAGGUCAUCCCAGAGGGCACGCAGUCCAAACGCCCCGAGGAGCCGAGCACACGGCCACGAAUUGUCUAAACACACAUGACACACACCGCGGACACGCUGAACAACGUGAUGCGGGGGGUACAGGUUCACACACCGCACCACUUUUCUCUUGACUCUGUGUUUGUAUAUAUGUGAAUGUGUUUGUGUGUGAGAGAAAAAGAGGAAGCUUCCUUUGGGGUAGGCAUCUCUGAAACAGUGUUAAUUACCCAGGGAGGCUAAAAUGAUGGACAGCUACAGGAUCAUUUGUGUCAGUGUGGUUGUGGACCUCUUAUUGUCUUCAUCAAUUUCCAGCUUUUACUGCGGUGAAGAUGUCAGAAUGUAUAUUUAUGCCCUUUACACAAGUCAUUGUUUUUAAUACUUCUGUGAAAAUACCUUAGUCUUUGCUGUAGAAAGAAAAACUUUUGAAAAAUGUCCUUUUUUUUGUCAAUAAAUGUGAAUCUAAUA